Gracilinanus agilis (Agile Gracile Mouse Opossum) is the source of this 978-nucleotide messenger RNA. RefSeq names its product nuclear apoptosis inducing factor 1 (gene NAIF1). The transcript is spliced from 2 exons. The coding region runs from base 1 to 978 and encodes 325 amino acids. Lineage: Eukaryota; Metazoa; Chordata; Mammalia; Didelphimorphia; Didelphidae. The record is from RefSeq and is a predicted model, not a curated record. Gene Ontology annotation, cellular component: nucleus.
AUGGCGGUGCCAGCUAAGAAGAGGAAGAUGAACUUCUCAGAGCGUGAGGUGGAGAUCAUCGUGGAAGAGCUAGAGCGGCAAAAACACCUGCUCAUCAACCACUUCAACGCAGGCGUGCCCCUGGCGGCCAAGAGCGCAGCCUGGCACAACAUCCUGAGGCGGGUCAAUGCCGUAGCCACGUGCCGCCGGGAGCUGCCCGAAGUCAAGAAGAAAUGGUCAGAUCUGAAGACUGAGGUCCGCCGCAAGGUGGCUCAGGUCCGGGCUGCCGUGGAGGGCAGUGAGCCCCACGGCGGGCCAGAAGAGGGGGGACCUGGUGGCCCUGGCCCUGGCCCAGGCCCUGGAGGUGCUGGCCCUUCCGUGGCCCCUGUCCUGCUGACCCCUAUGCAGCAGCGCAUCUGUAACCUGUUGGGUGAGGCCACCAUCAUCAGCCUGCCAGGCGCAGCUGAGAUCCAUCCUGUGGCCCUAGGGGCAGCCACAGCUGCGGCCACUGUCACCCUGACACAGAUUCCCACUGAGACCACCUAUCAUACAUUGGAGGAUGGAGUGGUAGAGUACUGUACAACAGAGACACCCACGACAGUGACUGCUGAGGCACCUGUGGAGAUGAUGGCCCAUCAAGCUGAUGUGUCUGUCAAGCCUCAAGCAUUGAAGAGCCGCAUUGCACUUAACUCAGCCAAACUCAUACAGGAGCAGCGGGUCACCAACCUGCAUGUAAAGGAAAUUGCCCAGCACUUAGAACAACAGAAUGACCUCUUGCAAAUGAUUCGUCGUUCACAAGAAGUCCAGGCUUGUGCCCAGGAGCGCCAAGCCCAAGCAAUGGAAGGGACCCAGGCAGCUCUGAGUGUCCUCAUCCAGAUCCUCCGUCCUAUGAUAAAAGAUUUCCGCCGGUAUCUACAGAGCAAUACGCCAAAUCCUGCUACACCAUCUGAUCCAGGUCAGGUGACCCAGAAUGGACAACAAGAUAGUCUUAUCCAAUGA